Molecule: messenger RNA, 2436 nt
Organism: Caenorhabditis briggsae
Lineage: Eukaryota; Metazoa; Nematoda; Chromadorea; Rhabditida; Rhabditidae
Exons: 4
Coding region: 1-2436 (811 amino acids)
Biological process (GO): autophagosome maturation; retrograde protein transport, ER to cytosol; mitotic spindle disassembly
Cellular component (GO): nucleus; cytosol; VCP-NPL4-UFD1 AAA ATPase complex
Molecular function (GO): ATP hydrolysis activity; polyubiquitin modification-dependent protein binding; ATP binding
Source: RefSeq, a predicted model, not a curated record
AUGGCGCAAGUUCCUGUCCAGAAGGACGAGAAGGAAAAGAAAAAUGAUGAGCUGGCAACAGCCAUCCUUAAGGACAAAUCCAGACCAAAUCGUUUGAUCAUCGACCAGUCGGAAAACGAUGACAACUCGAUGGUCUCGCUCUCACAAGCAAAAAUGGACGAACUUGGACUCUUCCGUGGAGACUCGGUCAUUCUGAAAGGAAAGAAGCGACGAGAGACAGUGUCGAUUGUGUUGAAUGCUGACAACUGUCCCAAUGAUAAGAUCAAGAUGAACAAGGUGGUGCGCAACAAUCUCAGAAGUCGUCUCGGUGACGUCGUCAGCAUUUCUAGUGCCCAAUUGGAGUACGGAAAGCGCAUUCAUGUUCUUCCUAUUGAUGACACUAUUGAAGGAUUGACUGGAAACUUGUUCGAUGUGUUUCUUCGUCCAUACUUCACGGAUGCCUACCGUCCAGUUCACAAAGGAGACAUAUUCACAGUUCAGGCUGCGAUGAGAACUGUCGAGUUCAAGGUUGUUGAAACUGACCCAGCUCCGGCCUGCAUCGUCGCUCCAGACACUGUCAUCCACUACGAAGGUGACCCGAUCAAGAGAGAAGAGGAAGAGGAGGCACUCAAUGAGGUCGGAUACGACGAUUUGGGAGGAGUUCGUAAGCAACUGGCUCAAAUCAAGGAGAUGGUCGAGCUGCCACUCCGUCACCCACAACUCUUCAAGGCUAUUGGAGUCAAGCCACCACGUGGAAUUCUGUUGUUCGGACCACCAGGAACAGGAAAAACUUUGAUCGCAAGAGCCGUUGCCAAUGAGACUGGUGCAUUCUUCUUCCUUAUCAAUGGUCCAGAAAUCAUGUCGAAGAUGUCCGGAGAGUCCGAAUCCAAUUUGAGAAAGGCUUUCGCCGAAUGUGAGAAGAACUCGCCAGCCAUCCUCUUCAUUGACGAAAUAGACGCUAUUGCUCCAAAGAGAGAGAAGGCUCAUGGAGAAGUCGAGAAGCGUAUUGUCUCUCAGCUCCUCACUCUUAUGGAUGGGCUCAAGACUCGUGCUCAUGUUGUCGUUAUUGCUGCCACCAACCGUCCAAAUUCCAUUGAUGGAGCUCUUCGUCGUUUCGGGCGUUUCGAUCGCGAAAUCGACAUUGGAAUUCCAGACGCUGUUGGACGUCUAGAAAUUCUCAGAAUCCACACCAAGAACAUGAAGCUCGGAGAAGAUGUCGAUUUGGAGCAAGUCGCAAAUGAGUGCCACGGAUUCGUUGGUGCCGAUUUGGCUUCUCUUUGCUCGGAAGCUGCUCUUCAACAAAUUCGUGAGAAAAUGGAGCUCAUCGAUUUGGAAGAUGAUACCAUUGACGCCGAAGUACUGAACUCUUUGGCCGUCACCAUGGAAAAUUUCAGAUUCGCAAUGGGAAAAUCGUCUCCUUCUGCUCUCCGGGAAGCCGUCGUCGAAACUCCAAAUACCACAUGGAACGACAUCGGAGGACUUCAGAACGUCAAGCGAGAGCUUCAAGAGCUUGUUCAAUAUCCAGUCGAACACCCAGAAAAGUAUCUCAAGUUCGGAAUGCAGCCAUCGCGUGGAGUUCUCUUCUAUGGACCACCAGGAUGCGGUAAAACACUUCUUGCCAAGGCUAUCGCUAACGAAUGUCAGGCCAAUUUCAUCUCCAUCAAGGGUCCAGAGCUCCUCACUAUGUGGUUCGGAGAAUCCGAAGCCAAUGUUCGUGAUGUUUUUGAUAAGGCACGUGCCGCUGCUCCGUGUGUUCUCUUCUUCGACGAACUCGAUUCCAUCGCCAAAGCCAGAGGAGGAAGCGUCGGAGACGCCGGAGGUGCUGCUGAUCGUGUGAUCAAUCAAGUUCUCACCGAGAUGGACGGAAUGAACGCGAAGAAGAAUGUCUUCAUCAUCGGAGCCACCAAUAGACCAGACAUCAUUGAUCCAGCUGUUCUUCGUCCAGGACGUCUCGAUCAGCUCAUCUACAUUCCACUUCCAGAUGAAGCGUCCAGACUCCAAAUCUUCAAGGCCAGUCUUCGCAAGACUCCACUUGCUGCUGAUCUCGAUUUGAACUUCCUUGCCAAGAAUACCGUCGGAUUCUCAGGAGCCGAUUUGACUGAAAUUUGCCAACGUGCUUGCAAGCUUGCCAUCCGCGAGUCGAUCGAACGUGAAAUCCGUCAAGAGAGGGAACGUCAAGACAGAAGAGCUCGUGGAGAGGAACUCAUGGAAGACGAGACUGUUGAUCCAGUGCCAGAAAUAACUCGCGCUCACUUCGAGGAAGCCAUGAAGUUCGCCAGACGAUCAGUCACUGAUAACGAUAUCAGAAAGUACGAGAUGUUCGCCCAGACGCUCCAGCAGUCUCGUGGCUUCGGAAAUAACUUCAAGUUCCCAGGAGAGGCUCCAUCGGGUGGCCAGCCAGUUGGAGCAGGAAACGGAGGUGCCGGUGGAAACGAUGACGAUGAUCUUUACAACUAG